GGGUGUGAUGACCAGCUGGGGAAAUGAGUCGGGGACAUCUGUUGUGGAGCAGAUGGGGCCAAACUGAAACUGCAGCAUGUCUCUUCCCAACUACUCAGAGGAUACGUUUACCUCCAUGACCGAAGAAGAAGAAGAGAAUGAGAGGCAGUACGAGGAUGACUCGUUUGAAUCCUAUGACUCAGCGGAUGAGUUGGAAGAGCCAGCAGCCUCUGAUCUGACCGAGAGCGCUUGGCAAUCCCCAUGCCAAAAGGAUGAAGAAUUGUUAGAUUCUGCAUAUGUAGGAGAGUCUUUAACUAGAAAAUGGAUCAGUCUUCUGAAAGGCAACAGAACUAUUGUUGAGAGAUCCAAACCUUCCAUAGAAUCAGAUACUGCAUUACCAGGAAUUCCUGAAUUUUCUGAAAAAGAACUGGGGGUUCUGCAGUCUUUCUGUGCCAGCAAGAUUAACCAUCUCCAUCACCAGAGGACCUCAGAGCCAUUGAGAAGAAAUAGCCGUAAGGAACAGAGGCCUGGGAUGGUUUCACGGAGGCAGCCGAUGGGAGGUGGCAACUUUGCUGUCCCUUCUGAGCUCGUAAACAGGCUUCAUCUGAAAAGUCUCCAGGAGACGAUGAAAAAGUUAGCUGAAAAUGAAAUGCACCAACCUUCACAAUGCCCCUUUUGCACAAAGAAAAGAGCAGAGUUUGCAAAAGUUGAAUUUCUCCGUCGAAAGAAAACCAUAUUGGACAAUAUUUUGCUUCAAGAGAAACUGGAAGACUAUAUGUACACCAAAGAUUCUCUCACACUCAUUGGAGAAAUACAUAAAAAUCUUCCUAAGCUUUCCGAAGAUCCCAGCAAUAUAUGGCAGGAACUGAAUAAAAGAGGCUGGCAAUAAUAGCUUUUGCUUGUGGGGAUAUUGGAGCAAACAAAGUUAGAAUCUCUACAGGCUGAGCAGUGACGGCAUUAAGAAUAAUGACAAUUUGGAUUCCAGAGACAAUGUUUACCCUUUGUCUCAGGAAGAGCAGAGCUGUAUGUGAUUAUUGAACUAAAUAAUAUAUUUUCAAUUAACAUAAAAUAUUUUUUUACUGUGGGGAUUUGUCAUAAAUAUCAACCUUUUUUUGAGUAAGAUUCUUUUUGGGAUUUGGACACGAGCUUGCAAAGAAACUGCAGAAGUUGUAACAUUGAAUAUAUUUUUUCAUCGUGCUGAAAACCUUGACAAAUCUGAAGCGAAGUUAGGCCAUCACUGUGAUGAUUCCAAAGAAGAAGCUGAAGUGUUGCUGCUUUAGAAAUGGAAAUAUACGUAUGGAUAUUGAAGCAGAGAAGAGAAUAAAAUACUUAAUGCAACCCAACUGAAAUGCCUGAGUGCUUCUGAAAGCUAUGGACUUGGGGGAAGUAGAUUAUAUGGUGAUGAUUGUCUGUUGCUGGGUACGAUUGCUGAAAAUUUGAAGGCUCAGAUUUGUUCCAGUAUGAGGAAAGAGAUGAAAGCUGAACAUUAAAUAGGCAUAGUUUAAGUUAACAAAACCAGACAGGCCUCUAAAAGUUCUGUGGUGAAACCCACCCAUGUAUGUGAAACAUGACCCCAUUCUUUCUACAGCCCUCAUCCUUUCAUCCAAACUUGUGUCCUUUGGCCACACAAAAGUGCUCAGCCUUUGGGUGACUGCAGUUACAGUGACCCUGUUUCUUGCCCUGCUUGGAACUUUUGGGAACUUCAAUCUAGUAAGUUCUGGUCUUCAGAGUCCCAAUUAAAAUUAUGAGCCUUUGAAGGUUCAAAGCUCCAAUCCAAUUCCAGUCAUAUUAUGGCAUGGGAGAAAAGGACCAGGGGCUUUCUGGAAGGAUCUCCAUUGAUAAAGGACUGGGCAGUAGGUGAUGGAAUGAUGAGACCCAGGAAGCUGAUGAUGACCAGAGGAAACCACGUUAAGUGAGAUCAAUGUGCAGAAUUUAAGGGUUACCCUGGCCUAGGGGACUUCUGCUGCAAUGCAAUUUAAUGCAAAUUUAUGAUAUGUAUUAAACAGUGUCAUAUACUUGAGUACUUCA
This is a messenger RNA of Notechis scutatus (mainland tiger snake), 2007 nucleotides long. NCBI's taxonomy places the organism in Eukaryota, Metazoa, Chordata, Lepidosauria, Squamata, Elapidae. The record is from RefSeq and is a predicted model, not a curated record.